This is a messenger RNA of Humulus lupulus (European hop), 1032 nucleotides long. RefSeq lists its product as uncharacterized. The coding region runs from base 1 to 1032 and encodes 343 amino acids. The transcript is spliced from 4 exons. Lineage: Eukaryota; Viridiplantae; Streptophyta; Magnoliopsida; Rosales; Cannabaceae. The record is from RefSeq and is a predicted model, not a curated record.
AUGGAGUACUUUUCUGACUGCCGAUAUGGUCACAAACAACUUGGCCUUCACACAAGGAGGAGGGCAACUGGGGUGACCAUCAACGAACCAACUGGCGCCCCACAACCUACUGCAACACCAGCCCCUCCAGGGAAGGGAAAGAAGAAGGCCAUAGAGCCUAUUCUCGAGUCGUCGGACGAGAACGACAUGCAUGCCGAACGCACCUUUGAUUUGUACACCAAAUCAGCUAACAAGAAAAAGUCCCAUAGGCGCCAGUCUGAGGAGGGCUACAGCAAUCUCCCCACAAAGAAAUCUCGAACAGACGACCCUCCUGCGCCUACUCCAAUGAAGGAGACAACUCCUCAACCAGCUCCUACCAGGGAGGCAACUCCUCCAACUCCAACAAACCCAGAUCCUCCAUCUCCGGUCGGACAGACUCCUCCUCCAGCUCCAGUCGACCCUACACCUCCAGCAUCCACCGUCCAGCAUUCGCUGAAGACGGUCUCGGAGAAGCAUUUUGAUGCCCUUAAGGAGGCCGAGGUGAAGCAUACUGAGGCCCUCAAGGAGGCUGAGGCAAAACUCCUCGAGGUGUUGCAGCUGACUGAGGCCAAAAUCGCUUCUCUCGAAGAAGAGGUGAAGAGGAAGGAUGCGAGUAUUGCCAAUAUCACUGCAUCCAAGGAGCAGUAUAAGGAGGUCUCACUCAAUAAAUACCAGGAAGCCCACAAGCUUCAAGAUGAGCUGGAGAUUAGCCGCAAGGAAGUUGCUGCACUAGAGGAACAGAACGCCCGUAAUCUUGAAGACUAUGAAGGGGCGUUGUUCGAGUGUUUCUACUUGUUCUGGAAAAACAACCCCAAUGCUAACUUUUCUUAUCUUCCAGACCAUAUUAGGGAGGUGGAGCUGGCUAGGUGUGUUGCUCGCCUAGAGGAAGAAACAAUUCCAAGGUCUCCAGAAAUUUCUCUAGCGACCGGUAUCGAAGGUGCCCGAAAAGAGGCUGGGGAUGCAGUCGACCAGCAGCAGCAGAAAUCUCCACAAGACCCCCCGGCAACCUCAUGA